AUGGCCGUUAACCAUAGCUCGAACCGCAGUCUCCCACCCGUCCGAGCGUGUUUGUUCGACAUGGACGGCCUCCUGAUCGACUCGGAGGAUAUCUAUACCCUCGUCAUAAACCAGAUCUUGCACGAAUAUGGGAAACCCAGCCUGCCUUGGUCGAUCAAGGCCCAGCUACAGGGUCGUCCGCAGCCACAGUCCGGCCAAGUCUUUCAGCAAUGGGCCCAGUUGCCCAUCCCCCAGGCCGAGUUACAGAAGAAGAUAGCGGCCCUGCAGAAACCCCAGUUCCCCAAGACAAAGCCGCUUCCCGGCGUGGUGGAGUUGAUCAGCACACUGUCCCGCGCGGCAUUGAAUUUUCCCCCUGUACACAUCGCACUGGCAACUUCUUCCACCACGACAAAUUUCAACCUCAAAACAUCCCAUUUAUCCAGCCUGUUCUCUCAGUUCUCCCCGUCAAGGACGAUUGUAGGUGAUGACCCCAGAAUAGCACCAGGAAGGGGGAAACCGUUGCCGGACAUCUACCUGCUGGCCCUAGAUACCAUCAACAAGGAGAUUCAGGCAAAGGGCGAGCCACCGAUCACACCAGCAGAGUGUCUCGUGUUUGAGGACUCCGUGCCUGGCGUGGAGGCUGGCCGCAGAGCUGGUAUGAGAGUCAUCUGGUGCCCGUAUGAUGGACUGCUCGAAGUGUACAAGGACCAGGUGCCGGAAGUGCUGGCUGGUCUGACGGGCGCACAUAAGGACGCCGAUCAUGACGGGCUAGAUACCCCGGCCGUCCUCAACUCAGGCAAGCCUGGUAGCCUGAAUGAUGGAUGGGGGGAGCUAGUUCGUACUUUGGAAUCCUUCCCGUAUGCAAAGUAUGGCAUCAAGGUUGUUUGA
Arthroderma uncinatum is the source of this 867-nucleotide messenger RNA. Its product is annotated as HAD superfamily hydrolase. Bases 1 to 867 code for a protein of 288 amino acids. The transcript is spliced from 2 exons. Gene Ontology annotation, molecular function: phosphatase activity. The record is from RefSeq and is a predicted model, not a curated record. NCBI's taxonomy places the organism in Eukaryota, Fungi, Ascomycota, Eurotiomycetes, Onygenales, Arthrodermataceae.